CUGCCCCUCACGCCAGCGAUGGGCCAGCCCGUGCCAAACGUUGAGCACGCUGUCUCCGUUCAACUGCCCACAUGGGAUGACAUUAAAGAGAUGUUCACCGGCGCACCCCGAGUGAAGAACGCCCAGCUUACUGGAUAUCCACGCUCAUUCAUUCACGAAGAAGUCAAAAAGUUUAACAAAGCAUGCCUCGAGAAAUUUUCCAACCCAAUCAACACAUGUUUUCUUUUCCCAACCCUUGAAUAUGCUGUCGCAUGUCGUCAAUUCGCGACUUCAAAGGAAAUCCACGGGGAAGCGGCCCUGCCAGAUGAUAUCCUGUCCAUUCGGUCAUUGGAGGUUGAGCUAUGGUCGGUCGAGACGGGAAUGACGCACAACUGCGUCACCAUUCACGGCGUCUUCUGUCCUAAGGAUCAAGAAGUGCCCUUGCACACAUUCUGGCGCUUGGUCGGUGUCGGCAUCUCCUCCCGCCUGGCUCAAACUCUCAACAGCCGUGUCCGAACGAUCCGCGACGUGACUAGUGACACUAAGUGCAAAGAGUACCCCUCUGUACUUGGUCGAUGGUCCGAGCGUUCUCAUCGCAAGCUUUGUCAGCGUAUUGCAAAUCUCCUCGAGCGAGCUCCAAGUUGCACCACGCGUGGGGAGCUCGUAGCUCGCGAUGAUGUCUAUCUUUAUAGCACAGGGAUGGCAGCAAUCUACCAUGCGCAUGAGCUGCUUCUUCAUUGGCGUGGAACUCGAUCUGUGGUGUUCGGGUUUCCUUACGAACUGACUCUCAAGCUCGUGGAGACUUUCGGCCCCGGGGCAAAAUUCUUUCCUUUUGUCACUGAAGCAGACCUGGGUCAACUGGAGGGAUAUCUUUCUGAACAGGCUGCUGCGGGAACUCCGGUACAAGCUAUCUGGUGCGAAUGUCCUUCCAAUCCCUUGCUACGUACAGCCAAUUUGAGGCACGUUCGCGCGCUGGCAGACAAAUUCAACACUGCCGUUGUAGUCGAUGAGACUGUCGGGGGCUUUGCAAAUGUCGACGUGCUGGGCGUUGCCGAUAUCCUAGUCACCUCUUUGACCAAGAGCUUUAGCGGCUCGGCUGACGUUAUGGCUGGAAGUAUCGUUUUGAAUUCUUCUUCCCCUUACUAUGCAGUUUGGAAGAAUACACUCGACGCCCGAUAUCGCAAUUGCCUCUUCCGCGACGACGCGCAGCAGCUUGAGGAAAACAGCAGAGACUUCAUAAUGCGCACAACUCGCAUCAAUGACAGCGCCGGCUACUUAGCUGAGUCUCUGGAGCACUUAUGCAAUGAUCCGAAGAGCGUCGUCACACAUGUAUAUCACCCCAAGCUCGACUCGCAGGCAAACAACUACCGCGCUCUUAUGCGUCAGCCGACUGAGGAGUUCAUUCCUGGCUACGGGGGCUUGUUUACCAUUGAAUUCGAUGACGUUGAACUGGCAAGUGUCUUUUUCAACGCACUGAAUGUACACAAAGGUCCUUCUCUUGGUGCCCCUGUGACAUUGGCUCAGCCUUAUGUUCAGACCGUUUUUCACAAACAGAAGGCUUGGGCCGGUGAAUGUGGUCUACACGAAUCCAUAGUUCGAGUGUCGGUUGGGCUAGAGGAUAAACGUGCCUUGCUGGCAGCAUUCCAAGCUGCGCUG
Aspergillus aculeatinus CBS 121060 is the source of this 1635-nucleotide messenger RNA. Its product is annotated as cystathionine gamma-synthase. The transcript has 3 exons. NCBI's taxonomy places the organism in Eukaryota, Fungi, Ascomycota, Eurotiomycetes, Eurotiales, Aspergillaceae. Gene Ontology annotation, molecular function: cystathionine gamma-synthase activity; pyridoxal phosphate binding. The annotation marks the transcript as partial. Gene Ontology annotation, biological process: transsulfuration. The record is from RefSeq and is a predicted model, not a curated record.